UCAAAGUUCACACUCCGAUCAUUAAGCAAACUGUGUAUUUACCUUUCACUGUCAACUCAACUUUCGUUAUGAUCAAUUCACUCGAUUUUCAUGUGACAUAACUUACUCGGACUGCUCUAAAUGGAAAUUCUAGCUAAUGGAGGGACAGCGCAGUCGGUGCUGUUUUGUUUGAUGGGCGUGUUGUCGAUUGUGGGAUGUCUGCUCUAUCUCUACUGCUACUUCGUACUCCACCCAACCCCCAACAGAAGUCUCGCCCGCAACAUGAUUGCUCUCAUCGCCGCCACCGAAGCCAUCUCCAUAUUCGGAAACGUAGUGGGUAUAAUCUACAUGAAUGUGGGUUCUCCCUAUAAGUAUUCGGAUUACGCCUUUCCAGAAGAGUACCCCGAGACAUGCAGAGCGAAUGAGACACCGCCACCUAGCGACCAGUUCUGCCAAAUUCAGGCAUUCGUCACCAACUUCUUCUCAAUCUCCAGUUUCAUUUACAACUCUGGCCUGGCCAUUAUGAUGUUGCACAUAACAGUCACGAACAAGGCCGACCGCAGAGUGUUCUGGGCUGUCAACACGGCCGCUUGGCUCAUUCCAGCAGUUGUCACAGUGAGUGUGGCCUGCAAGGGUUUGUAUGGCUUCUCCAUCUGCACUACAGGGGGCUGGUGUUGGCUCAAACAGAUAGACGACUUUAAUCACACCAAGAGGGCAGAGGAGGCAAUCUGGCAGUCAUUUGCAGGAAAAUUCUGGGAAAUUUCCACUGAAAUCAUUCUGAUUGCGUCAUACAUUGGCGUGAAGUUGGCGCUGAUGUACAAGCAGAGACAGUUGCGUAGGCGUGGCUUCAGCCAGGAAGUCGUUCACACUCUUCAAGCGGUGGAGUCUCUCUACCUCAGACUGCUCCUGAUCCCUGUCUCAUUCUUCUUCUGCUACAUAUUUGGAACCAUCCGAAGUUAUGUGCUACUAUACAAUCCCAACAUUGACUGGCCUACAACAGUCCUCAACUGUCUUGCUUUCCUUCAUGGAAUAGGGAACAAUGCUCCUGGAUUUUGCAACUUUGUGAUUUUCGUGCUGCUUCAAAAAAGGGUGCGAGAUGAACUCAUGCGUGACCUGGCUAUGAAACUGAGGUCAUUUUUUCGUUUCUGUUCUUUCGCAGUAACCUACAAGGUCAAUGACCCCCCGGGGGAGAAUCUGAUGCCAAAAGUGGCGCGUGAUAUGAAGUCAAGCAACAGACAUGACUUGCAGCCAUCUUCCUCCAGCGCCAAAUUGUUGGACAGUCGACACACACGAGAAGUCGAGUUUUUCGACUCUGAUGAAGAUGACAAUCACUAUCAUCACCGACUGCAACACGACAAUUACGCCACAGAGGACCAAUCCGAGCCGAGCGUGUACGAGUCCAUUAAUAUACACUUAAGACGACCUUAGCCAAUUGAACAGAAUAUUUGCCAGAUCAAAAAAAAAUUAGUUGCUCAUUUAUGAUUAAUAUCUUAUCCAAUUAAAUUUUCUCAAAAAGAGAGCUGUGAUUUUUAAGCUAAUAAGCGAAGUAAAGUUGUAAUUGAAAUAUGUCCUGCUAAGAGCGAUCGAAUAUUUGUUUUAAUUUGUUUUAACAUAAUUUUAA
Symsagittifera roscoffensis is the source of this 1600-nucleotide messenger RNA. RefSeq lists its product as uncharacterized. The transcript is spliced from 8 exons. Gene Ontology annotation, biological process: adenylate cyclase-activating G protein-coupled receptor signaling pathway. The record is from RefSeq and is a predicted model, not a curated record. Bases 121 to 1407 code for a protein of 428 amino acids. Gene Ontology annotation, molecular function: G protein-coupled receptor activity. Lineage: Eukaryota; Metazoa; Xenacoelomorpha; Acoela; Convolutidae. Gene Ontology annotation, cellular component: plasma membrane.